AUGUCGAGGGCGCAGGGGCAUGCGCAGCAGGUGGAGAAGACGGAGACGACGUACAGAGAUCCACUGGAAGACCCACGGGACCAUCAGGGACACCAGCGGGAGCAAGCUGAACAUCUGAAGGCACCACAGCCCCUGCAAGAGGGGCCACCGUCGGAAGUGAAAUGUCUCCUACUUAUAAAAUUGGAGGAGAAGAGCAGGAUUCCAGGCUGUUUAGCAGACCAGCAGCAGGCUAUAGGAGCAGGCCAGCAGCAGACUCUAGGAGCAGGCCAGCAGCAGACUCUAGGAGCAGGCCAGCAGCAGACUCUAGGAGCAGGCCGGCAGCAGACUCUAGGAGCAGGCCAGCAGCAGGCUCUAGGAGCAGGCCAGCAGCAGGCUCUAGGAGCAGGCCAGCAGCAGACUCUAGGAGCAGGCCAGCAGCAGGCUCUAGGAGCAGGCCAGCAGCAGGCUCUAGGAGCAGGCCAGCAGCAGGCUCUAGGAGCAGGCCAGCAGCAGGCUCUAGGAGCAGGCCAGCAGCAGGCUCUAGGAGCAGGCCAGCAGCAGGCUCUAGGGACAGGCCAGCAGCAGGCUCUAGGAGCAGGCCAGCAGCAGGCUCUAGGAGCAGGCCAGCAGCAGGCUCUAGGAGCAGGCCAGCAGCAGGCUCUAGGGACAGGAGGCAGAGCACAGAGGAGCCACAAAUCAGCGAACCAGAAUCAGACAAAGACCAAGAUUAACUGGUGA
Molecule: messenger RNA, 717 nt
Organism: Procambarus clarkii (red swamp crayfish)
Lineage: Eukaryota; Metazoa; Arthropoda; Malacostraca; Decapoda; Cambaridae
Source: RefSeq, a predicted model, not a curated record